GAGAGCCACUUGAGUGGGUGGGGCCUUACCUGCUAGGUGAAAAGGAACUCUCUUCUCAUUGGCUGAGAGGAGUCUGUAUAUUUCCUCACUCACAAGUAUAGUGUGAGUUGAGUGUGCAGAGAGCAUUGAGAAGGACAGGCUAACAAGAAAAACCUGUGGCACAUCCACUGAAAGAUAGCAAGAGGAGCCUUGAUAGAGCACACACAUAGGAUCUCGUACUGAAGACAUCAGGGAAUAGAGAUGGCAGUCAGUUCAUUUCAUCGUGGACAAUGGUCCUCCCAGUCCUUGCGUGUAACAGCAAAGGAACUCUCUAUUGUUGGUGCGCGUGGCAAAAACCCUGCCAUUGCGGAAAGAUUCUCAAAAUACCAGAGGGCAGCAGAGGAAACGAGUUCAGACAAGAAAAAAUCUCUGGAGAAAUCAACUCUUUCCGUGCACAGCGGCAAUUUAAACAUCCUGAAACAGCUGUGGGAGCGGCCGUCAGCUGAAACGCCUACAUCUCCAGAACCUAAAACUCACUCCAGACAGCAGGCGAACCAUCAGCAACACAAUUUAACCACUGUGAAUUCAGAAGAGCCUGUGAAUUCAGAAGAGCCAGUGAAUUCAUCCAGACCUGUUCACACCCCACAAGAGUCUACGGACAUCACACAACAAGUCCAGCUUAUUGACGGCACAGAACCUCUGUUAGACCGUGACAGUGAGCAGCCAAUGGAGAAGUGGAUUCAGAGAGAUGCAGCGACUUCAGGGGCUGCAAUGGUGUCCACCAUGCCCAUCGAAAAACCCACUGUGCCUCUAAAAAGCCUAAAGAUGAUGUUUGAGAAAGGAGAGCCCCUCCAGAACAAAGUGUCCAGAGAGCUUUGUAAAACUGGAGACAGUGGAUCUGACAAUAUGGAACCAGAAGACCGAGAAAGUCAUGACACUGAAGUGAAAAUGGUGGAGUCCACCCCUCUUAGGGACCGAAUGGCCAUGUACCAGGCAGCUGUGACUAAGCUCGAUAUCUCCUCCUCCCCCGCUAGUGAACCAGCAGACGAUGAAGUUCGCAGUCACAGUGGGAAACAGAAGGAAAAUGUGCCGCCACUCCCUGCUGAUGUGUCCCUACAGGGAUCUGAUACAAUCAGGAAAAGCCCCAUUCCAGACAGGAAAGGCUCUGUUGUGAGUCCUGAACAAAACCAAACUAAAGCCGCCAGGAUGUUUUGUUUGCCUGUUCGCGAAUCCUGCGUGAUGUGCCUUAAGACCGUGUACCCACUAGAAAAACUUGUAGCCAAUCAGCAGAUUUACCACAACACCUGCUUCCGCUGUGCCUACUGCAACACUAAACUCAGUUUGGUGAACUAUGCCUCUUUGCACAACAAUGUCUACUGUAAGCCACACUUCUGCCAGCUGUUCAAAGCCAAGGGGAACUACGAUGAGGGUUUCGGCCACCGACCCCAUAAGGAGCUUUGGGAGGUGAGAGGAGAGGGAGUUGAGGAACAAGUCAAGGAAUCUCCUCCAGAAACAAUGUCUAAUCCCCCAUUAGAGUCUCCGCUGGUCAAGGUAAAUGUUCUGGCGGCAACUUUGGAGACCCAGACUGCCUCUGAGAGGAUUGAGAAGCCAUUGGAAACUGGACGACUGAAAAUAUCCUGGCCUCCACAGUCUGGAGAAGAAAGCACAACCCUUGCAGCUACUGACGGCAGUGCUGUCAAACCCAUUCGCCCGAAAUGGCCCCCAGAGGGCGACGCUGUACCAAGCAAUUUGGAUGCUUCUGAUCUUCCAAAGAUUCGCAGGAGCGUCUCCCUCAAAGAGAGAAGCAAACCUUUCUCGAUACUUGGCUCUGCUUCUCUACCAGUUACCCAGCCCAGAGAGAGAUCUCCAUGCCAAAGAUCUCCAGCAAAUGAGGAAAUGUCACCUGUUUCUUCAACCACAGACACGACCAUCUCCUCAGAGGACAUGACUGAAAUGAACCAAUCCGAAGAGGAAGAAACUGAGGAAGGAAACAAGGAGGAAGAUGAUGAGGAAAGAAUGGAACAAGAGGAAGUGGAAGAGGAAAUUUCCUCGCUGAAAAGCAAAAGCAGCUCGCUGGUAAACAGUUCUGCUCCAUCGCCUGAGGCCGAGUCUGGCUUGGAUUCAGAGCAGAACCAGACCUCUCAGGAUGUGGGCUUCUGGGAUGGAGAGGAGGCAGAGGAAGAUCGAAGUGACGUCACUGUUGAGGAUCUGAUUAAGAGGAACCGUCAUUAUGACAAUGAGGAUGAAGAUGACGUUGUUUGAGUGAAUGAAAUAGUCAUUUAUUCCUUGAACCAAUGUAUUUUAAUGUCGUCUUCGAGUUUCUGUCCUUUUGUGCAAUUUAUUUCUUAAGCUUUUUACAUGUGCCUAUAAAUGUAUGUAACUAAACAAAAAACGAGUAGUUUUUCAGAACGUUUCUUUAGAUAAAAUGGUAGCUCUUGAAGGGAUAGUUCACCUAAAUGUUGUUCCAAACCCGUGACAAACCGACUGACUUUCGUGGAACAGAAAAGAUGUUAGGCAGAAUGGUAAGGACUGACAACCUCAGUCACCACCCACUUUUAUUGUAUAGAGACUAAAAGUGCAAUAAAAGUAAAUGGUGACUGAGGAUGACAUUCUGCCUAACUUUUUUUUUUAUGCUCCAUGUAAGGAGGUCAUAUGGGUUUGGAACAACAUGAGUGAGUAGAUGAUGAUAAUUAUUUUGGGGGGAACUAUCCCUUUAAAACAUGGUCAAGUAUAGUUUUAUGAAAUUUUAAAUAAUUUGGUACUCUUAUGUUCUUUUACGUUAAUGGACUAUAGAAUAUUUUCUGCUACUUUGUUCAAUGUCAGAAUAAGAAUGCACAUCAAAAACAAGCAAAAAUAGACCGACUAUGUUUUUUUAUAUUGCUUUUAAGAACUUAAGAUUGGAUCAUUAGGCUUAUCUAUGUUCAGUUUGUAAAGCUCCCCAUCUUAAAAGGAUUGCUCACCCAAAAAUGAAAAUUCUUUACUUGCCCUCAUUUUGUUCCAAACCUUUUUGGUUUUAGUCACCAUUCAGUGGCUUUGCAGGCUUUUCCAAACAAUAAAAGUGAAUGGUGACUGAGGCUAACCCUGUGCCUAACACCUCAUUUUUGUGUUCAGUUAAAGAGAGUCUGAAACAACUUGAAAGUGAGAAAAUAAUGACAGAAUUUUUAUUUUACGGAUGAACUCUCCUUUUAAGAACUAGGAAUGUGAAGGUUUUGUUCAGUUCAAAUGCAUUAUAUUGCCUGUACCACAUUUAAUUGAUCUUGCAACUUCUGAAUGUUUUUAUUGCUUAAUGGUACUAUUUAAUUGCAUUUUAAAUCUUUUUUUUUUUUUUUUUUAAUCACUGGACCAAAUAUCCUGGAAAACUAUUGUUUAA
Molecule: messenger RNA, 3349 nt
Organism: Xyrauchen texanus (razorback sucker)
Lineage: Eukaryota; Metazoa; Chordata; Actinopteri; Cypriniformes; Catostomidae
Product: LIM domain and actin-binding protein 1-like
Exons: 11
Coding region: 241-2241 (666 amino acids)
Biological process (GO): actin filament bundle assembly
Cellular component (GO): plasma membrane; actin cytoskeleton
Molecular function (GO): actin filament binding
Source: RefSeq, a predicted model, not a curated record